Molecule: messenger RNA, 2724 nt
Organism: Amborella trichopoda
Lineage: Eukaryota; Viridiplantae; Streptophyta; Magnoliopsida; Amborellales; Amborellaceae
Source: RefSeq, a predicted model, not a curated record
UUUCGUCCAUCAAUUAUUCAUCCAAACCAGAUCGGUUUCUAAUUUCUGAAUAUGUUUGAUCAUGAUGUGAUUUUGAUGGUUAAUUAUGGCGGAGUGGUUUGAUUUUGACCUAGAUCUGGGAAAUUUCCAUAGAUAGUGAAAACAUUGGGGUUUUUGUGUGAGGAGAUCUGGAAUUUGGGGGUUUUGUGUUUUUUUUACUGCGCUGUAAAUUUAGUUGGGCUUUCUCUGUAAUUUUGCCUGAUCCAUGAUACAGCUGGAAAAGUAGUUUUUUUUGUUGGGUUUUUGGGGUUGUUUCCAAAAAGAGAAUUUAUCGAGUUGGUUCUUCCCGCAUUUGUCUGGAUUAUCGUCAAAUCUCGGAGUUUAGGGUAUGAUCUGGUAGAGGUUUUUUUGAAUCAGCAUCUGAUGGUAGUAUAGAAGUUCUUUAGGUAGAUAUGUUGUAAUUUGGAAGGGGACUAGAUCUGGGCAUACGAGGGGUGUUCUGAAUCUUACAGAGAUUAAUAGGAAUAUGCAAUAACAAUUUUUGCUUGGGGUUCUUUUAAGUUAGAACAAUUUGGUUUCUCGUUCAUGUUUUGAAGGCAGGGACUGUAAGAGGAUUUAGGAGUUUAGAAUCCGAUAUGAUGAGGGGUAGGACUGAUGGAGUCCAAAAGAAGCGCCUUGUUACAUCCUUGUGUGUAAUGAUUUUAUGUUUGGUUUUCCUGUUUCUGUACUAUGGUUCAUUCUUUGGAUCUAAUCGGGGAAAGGCUCUCGAGUAUGGGAGGAAGUUUGCAUCGACUUAUUUGGGUGGGGAUGGUGAUGAUAAAGAUGCCGAUCUUAGUGCUGAUAGAGAGUCUUCAAGGGAAGAUGUGGACAAUGAUAUUUCGCCGAAAAGCUUUCCCGUCUGUGAUGAUCGCUAUUCGGAGCUCAUUCCAUGCCUAGAUAGAAACCUUCAAACACAGUUGAGAAUGAAGGUGGAUCUGUCACUUAUGGAGCACUAUGAGAGACACUGCCCUCCACAAGAUAGGCGUUAUAAUUGCUUGAUCCCUCCACCACCUGGGUAUAAGGUUCCCAUAAAGUGGCCAGAAAGCCGAGAUGAAGUAUGGAAAGCAAACAUACCUCACACUCAUCUCGCACAUGAGAAGUCAGACCAGAAUUGGAUGGCUGUUAAGGGCAACAAAAUUGUAUUCCCAGGGGGUGGGACUCAUUUUCAUUAUGGAGCUGACAAAUAUAUCACCUCAAUGGCAAAUAUGCUCAACUUCUCGGGCGAUAACCUGAACAAUGGCGGAAGAAUCCGGACUGUUCUUGAUGUUGGUUGUGGGGUUGCCAGUUUUGGUGCUUAUCUCCUUUCUAGGGACAUCAUAGCAAUGUCCCUUGCACCCAAUGAUGUGCAUCAGAACCAGAUCCAAUUUGCCCUUGAACGAGGAAUCCCCGCAUUUCUUGGUGUUUUAGGGACAAAGAGGCUCCCUUAUCCUAGUAGAUCAUUCGAGCUUGCUCAUUGCUCUCGUUGUAGGAUAGACUGGUUACAAAGGGAUGGUAUCCUUCUUCUUGAGUUGGAUAGAUUGCUCAGGCCGGGUGGCUAUUUUGCUUACUCUUCUCCUGAAGCAUAUGCACAAGAUGAGGAAGAUCGCAAGAUAUGGAGGGAGAUGAGUGACCUCGUUGGGCGCAUGUGUUGGAAGAUUGUGGCAAAGAGAGACCAAACUGUUAUAUGGGUCAAGCCACUUACAAAUGCCUGUUACAAGGCACGAGAGCCUGGUACUCAACCUCCACUUUGCAGAACUGAUGAUGAUCCAGAUGCUGUUUGGGGUGUGAAGAUGGAAGCCUGCAUUACACCCUAUUCUGAGCAGAUGGACAAAUCCAAGGGUAGUGGAUUAGUCCCAUGGCCCGCUCGGUUAACUGCUCCUCCUCCUCGACUAGCAGAUUUUGGCAUAACCAAUGACAUGUUUGGAAAGGACACGGAGGUAUGGCAUCGUAGGGUUGAGCAAUAUUGGAACCUAUUAAAGCCCAAAUUGAGACCAAAAACUCUGAGGAACAUAAUGGAUAUGAAGGCCAACCUGGGUUCUUUUGCUGCCGCUCUUAGAGAUAAGGAUGUGUGGGUAAUGAAUGUUGUACCUGAAGAUGAUCCAAACACUCUCAAAAUAAUCUACGACCGAGGCCUAAUUGGUACCGAUCAUGAUUGGUGUGAGGCGUUCUCUACAUACCCUCGAACCUAUGAUCUCCUUCACGCAUGGACUGUGUUCUCAGACAUCACGAAGAAAGAUUGCAGUGUAGAGGAUCUUCUCAUAGAGAUUGACCGGAUCCUUCGACCCACUGGUUUCCUUUUAGUUAGAGACAAGCGCUCGAUCGUUGAGCUUAUCAAGAAGUACUUAACGGCACUCCAUUGGGAAUCCAUAGUCAUGGUCGAUGGGGACCCUGAAACGGAGCCUGAUGGAGAUGAGGUGGUGUUUGUGAUCCAAAAGAAGAAGUGGCAGUCAAGUGGUGAGAGCCUCAAGGAUUCCUUGUGAAGCAUUUCUCUCUCAUGCACGGCCAAAGCAUGGCCGAUGUGCCGGAGAUUUUUUCGCUUGGUUUUGUGGUUUUUUUUUGUUUCCUUUUAAAAGAGUAGGUGGUAUCUGCUGACUGCCGAAGCAUGGCGGGAGGUAUGUACUGUGGUUUGUUUUUUGAUCAAUUUCAGCAUUUUUGAUAUUCUUUACUCCAAUUUAUGCGGGACCCAAAUUGGGAUAAUUAAUAUUGAUUCACAAGUUGUUGGAAUAA